AUGGCGUCCUCUUCGGCACCCAAGACGCCGCUGUACUACGCCUGCAUAGCCCACAACACCACCAUCCUCUCAGAAUGCACAACCAGCGCCUCGAGCCAGACCUCGUCGCUCUCUUCCCUCGUUCUCCCCAAGAUCACCCAUGACACUCCACAGAAGAUGACCUUCACCCACGGUUCCUACCACAUCCACUACAUAUCGGAAGCGCCCUCGUCGCACCCCGACAACCCCUCCGCCGGUGGCCUGACCUUCCUCGUCAUCGCCGACUCCUCCCUCGGCCGCCGCAUCUCCUUCGGCUUCCUGUUCGAGAUCCGCAAGCGCUUCCUCGGCGACUACGCUGACAGCCACUUCUCCGACAUGCCCAACUAUGGCGCAGGCUCCUUCAACGCCGAGCUGAAGAAGCUCAUGGUGGACUACGGCACCACCUCGGGUGGCCAGCAGGACGCCAUCACCAACGUGCAGAAGGAGAUGGACGAUGUGAGGGGCAUCAUGACCAAGAACAUCGAGGGCUUGCUGGAGAGGGGCGAGAGGAUCGACUUGUUGGUCGACAAGACGGACCGGCUGGGCGGGAGCGCUCGCGAGUUCAGGGUCAGGAGUCGGGGGCUGAAGAGGCAGAUGUGGUGGAAGAACGUCAAGCUGAUGGCCAUGCUAUCAUUUGUGCUGGUGCUGAUCAUCUUGGCCAUCGUCAUCGCCGUCAAGAACACCUUCUCAUGA
Messenger RNA from Truncatella angustata, 711 nucleotides. Its product is annotated as synaptobrevin-domain-containing protein. Gene Ontology annotation, cellular component: membrane. The coding region runs from base 1 to 711 and encodes 236 amino acids. Gene Ontology annotation, biological process: vesicle-mediated transport. Lineage: Eukaryota; Fungi; Ascomycota; Sordariomycetes; Amphisphaeriales; Sporocadaceae. The transcript is spliced from 2 exons. The record is from RefSeq and is a predicted model, not a curated record.